AUGCGGCAGGGGCCGGGAAGGCAGAACCGGAACCGGAACCCGAGCGCGCGCCCGCGGUUGUCGCGCGGCGCCCGCCCCCCCCACACCGCCGGCGGCCUCCUCCGCCCGCCGCGCGCGCGCUCCCGCGAGAGCCUCAGGACCGGGCGAGCCGGCCCUGCGUUCCGAGUCGCCGCGGUCGCCACCGGCUUCCCGGGCCGGUGCUUCCAGGCCGGGUCGGACGGGAACCUCCCGCCCCUCGCGGGAACCACCGCCUACCGGCGCGUCGGGGAGGAGCCACCGCCGCCACCGCCUUCGCCGACCGCGGAAGAGCCCGGGCCUCCGAGGGAUGGGGAGCAGCCCGCGGGGCUGAGAGACCAGGUUCCUGUCACCUCCGGCUGCGGGACCUCCUCCCCCGGCGCUCGUGCUCGUCCCGGCGCCCGGAGCUUGGUGGGGGGCGGCGAGGACGACGAGAGGGGUCCCCCGGCCCGGGGCCAUGGAGCCGCGCGCGGCUGA
Rangifer tarandus platyrhynchus (Svalbard reindeer) is the source of this 492-nucleotide messenger RNA. The record is from the annotation of a GenBank genome assembly. Lineage: Eukaryota; Metazoa; Chordata; Mammalia; Artiodactyla; Cervidae.